Messenger RNA from Staurois parvus, 396 nucleotides. NCBI's taxonomy places the organism in Eukaryota, Metazoa, Chordata, Amphibia, Anura, Ranidae. The record is from the annotation of a GenBank genome assembly.
AUGGAGGAGUGUUUUCCCCGUGGGGGGACCCUGAAGAAGUCUGAGGAAACAGCCACUAAAAAGAGGCCGAGAGAGGAUGACAACCUUUUUUCUACCUACCAUGAAGAAGCAGAGGAGAAGGCUAUUAGAAAGAAAAAGAAGAAAGAACUGAAUGAAACUUCAAAGGCAGCACAGCAUGACAGGGGCUCAUUUGCAAAAGUGAAAGCAGUGGAGCUGCUAAGUUAUAAGGACCUUAGUGUUGGGAUGUUGUUUCUGGGAUGCAUCAAAGAGGUCAAAGAUUUUGAACUGGUUAUAAGCUUGCCUUAUAAUCUCGUAGGCUUUGUUCAAGCAACAAAUAUUUCUGAGGCCUACACAAAAAUGCUUAAUGAACAAGUGGAAAAAGAGGAACUGCUGGAG